AUGGAUAAUACUCUCACUGCUGGCCAACUUGUUCAGAUCAUUGAUAAUCUGGAGUGUCCUCAUGGUCUGUGCCCCUCUAGUGCUCCUGACAAAAUUCUUGUUGCAGACAGUCACACGGUGAAAGAAAUUGACAUCAACAAUAAGCUAGUGACAGUUGUAGCAAAAGGAUUCAAAAUGGCUUUUGAUGUUGCAGUGUCAAGUAGUGGAGUAAUCGGAGUAUCUGAUGUCCAAGCAAACAAAAUUGUGCUCAUGAAAAGAACAGAUAAUGAUAUAUUUCAAAUUAACACAUCAGUAGGAAGUGGUGAAGCUGGAUGCUCUGAUGAUCCUGCAUCCAAAGCCCAACUGUUAGAACCUACUGGUUUAUGUUUUGACUUCAACACUCUGUUAUUCUGCUGCUUUGGUGGUAAGAACAAUGGCUAUGUACGGGUUUACACAACACUUAAGUUUGCAUACAUUGUAUUCAUGGCGAAAAUUAGGCAAAUAUAUGACACCAUUGGGUUUUUAGAAAAAACAGAGCACAAUCGUGUUGCAAGAGCUGGGGGAUAUAACAGAAUUGAAUAUGCUGAGGGCUUACAAUGGCUUUUGGAUUCCUUGUCGUAUUUGGAAAACUUUAUCAAACAGCGCAGAGCAUUUUUGAACACUGCUCCAGCUGGACCUGAAGGUACCAUGUACCACAUAUCUGUUAAAGGAUUUGCAGAGACAGUUUUGUCAUUACAAAAACAUUUAAAAGCAUUAGAGUCAGCAGGUUUGGGGGAUAUGGUGCCAAGUUUAAACCUUUAUGCGUUUACAAAUGAGUCAAGAAAGGAACAUGGGUUUGCCAAACACAAACAAUCAGGACAAUACAGACACCCAACAAAGCAGCAGUAUUGCCACUCCAAAGGAAGCCAUGAGAUUGAAUUGAUAAAAAAAAAACAUGCCAACGCCCACAUUCCUAUUACACAAACUCAUUUAGUUCAUAUCAACCAACCCACAUUCAGAAAGCCAUUUCUAACAAAAAGUGGAAAGAAUAAAUAUCGAAAGUCCUACAGUAAGAGAUGA
Messenger RNA from Paramuricea clavata, 1038 nucleotides. The record is from the annotation of a GenBank genome assembly. NCBI's taxonomy places the organism in Eukaryota, Metazoa, Cnidaria, Anthozoa, Malacalcyonacea, Plexauridae.